GCGCACGUGCCGCCGCCGCGAUGAAGUUCGCCUACAAGUUUUCAAAUCUGCUGGGUACCGUCUAUCACCGCGGGAACCUGAAUUUUACCCCCGAUGGAAAUUCACUUAUCAGCCCGGUGGGAAACAGAGUCACUGUAUUUGACCUAAAGAAUAACAAGUCUGAGACGCUGCCACUUGCAGCGAAGCGCAACAUCACGUGUGUGGCACUCUCUCCUGACGGCUCUCUCGCCAUAGUUAUCGAUGAAGAGGGCGAUGCCCUGCUUAUCAGCUUGGUGUGUAAAGCCGUGCUGCACAAAUACCACUGGAACCGGCCUGUGCAGAGCAUCUCCUUCUCCCCCGACAGCAGCAAGUUUGUGAUCACAAAAGAAAAUGUCGCGGAAAUGUACCACGCCCCAGGGAAUAAGCGAGAAUUUAAUGCCUUUACCCGGGACACAACUUACUUCGGACCGUACGAUGAAACCACUUGCAUCGACUGGACCGAAGACUCCAAGUGUUUUGCCGUGGGAAGCAAGGACAUGUCCACGUGGGUCUUUGGGGCCAAGCGCUGGACCAACCUAAUAUAUUACUCCCUGGGAGGCCAUAAGGAUGCAAUUGUAGCCUGUUUCUUUGAAGCCGACAGUCUGAAUCUGUACACCCUCAGCCAGGAUGGGGCCCUGUGCGUCUGGCACUGCGACACUAGGCCCGAGGACCUGGAACUGAAGCCUCCCAAAGGCUGGCAGGCCCAGCUGUUGCAGAGAAAGAAGCAGCAGCAGCAGCAACAGGAGGAAGAGGAGGGGGAGAAAGAGGAGGACGAUGGAGAAGAAGGCGGUGGGGCGAAAAUCCAAGGCAAAGCGAAUCCAAGUGAAAAGGAGAUGAAAGGAAAAGUGAAAUAUAGACGGGCUGCAAAGUAUUUUUUCAAUAAAGAAGGAGACUUUAAUAACCUGACGUCCGCUGCCUAUCACAAGAAAACUCACCUCCUCGUCACCGGUUUUGCUUCCGGCAUCUUCCAUCUCCACGAACUCCCCGAGUUCAACCUUAUCCAUUCCCUGAGCAUUUCGGAUCAGAGGAUAGCAUCCAUCUCUGUCAACAGUUCCGGAGACUGGAUCGCCUUCGGUUGCUCAGGUCUGGGGCAGUUGCUGGUGUGGGAAUGGCAGAGCGAGUCCUACGUGCUCAAGCAGCAGGGCCACUUCAACAACAUGACGUCCCUGGCCUAUUCCCCCGACGGGCAAUACGUAGUGACCGGGGGAGAAGACGGGAAAGUGAAGAUUUGGAACACCUCGAGCGGGUUCUGCUUUGUCACGUUCACGGAGCACACCAGCGGGGUCACCGCCGUGACCUUCACGUCGUCGGGCUUCGUCAUCGUCAGCUCCUCGCUCGACGGGACCGUCCGAGCCUUUGACCUUCACAGGUACCGGAACUUCCGCACGUUCACGUCUCCACGCCCGGCCCAGUUCUCCUGCGUGGCCGUGGACUCGAGCGGUGAAAUCGUGGCGGCCGGGUCCCAGGACUCCUUCGAAAUCUUCCUGUGGUCCAUGCAGACAGGGAGGCUCCUAGACGUCUUAUCAGGGCACGAAGGCCCCAUCAGCGGCCUCUGCUUCAACCCGAUGAAGUGCGUCCUUGCCAGCGCUUCCUGGGACAAGACCGUCCGGCUGUGGGACAUGCUCGAUAGCUGGAGAACCAGAGAGACGCUCACCGUGGCCUCGGACGCCCUCGCUGUGACUUUCCGCCCGGAUGGGCUUGAGCUGGCCGUGGCCACCCUGAACGCCCAGAUCACUUUCUGGGACCACGAGAACGCCGUGCAGAGUGGCUCCAUCGAAGGCAGGCAUGACCUGAAAGUGGGCCGCAAGGAAUUGGACAAGAUUACGGCCAAGCACUCAGCCAAGGGAAAGUCUUUCACCACUCUGUGUUACUCAGCGGAUGGCCAGUCCAUCCUGGCCGGGGGCUUGUCCAAGUUCGUUUGUUUUUACAACAUCAAAGAACAGAUUCUCAUGAAGAAGUUCGAAAUCUCCUGCAAUCUCUCCCUGGACGCGAUGGAGGAGUACUUGGAUCGCCGGAAAAUGACCGAAUUUGGCAGCUUGGCACUGAUAGACCAAGAUGCCGGAGUGGAAGAUGGGGUGGCCGUGCCACUGCCCGGGGUCAAAAGAGGUGACAUGAGUUCUCGACACUUUAAGCCCGAGAUCAGAGUGACCUGCCUCCACUUCUCUCCCACUGGGCGGUGCUGGGCGGCCACCUCCACCGAGGGCCUUCUCAUCUUCUCCCUGGACUCCGGGCUGGUCUUCGACCCCUUCCUGCUGGAUUUCGACAUCACCCCCAGGAACGUGCGGAUCGCGGUGCGCCAGAAAGAGUUCACCAAGGCGAUUCUGAUGGCCUUCCGGCUGAACGAGCAGAAGCUGAUCCAGGAGGUGAUGGAGGCGGUGCCCAGGAACGAAAUUGAGGUGGUGUGCUCAUCGCUCCCCGAUUUGUAUGUGGACAAAGUCCUUGAGUUUUUAGCCUCCGCCUUUGAGGUGUCGCAUCACCUGGAAUUCUACCUGACCUGGUCAGAGCGGAUAUUGAUGCUGCACGGGCCCAAGCUGAAAACCAGGGCAGGGAAGUUGUUACCUACUGUUCAGUUCCUUCAGAAGAGCAUUCAGCGGCACUUUGAUGAUAUUUCUAAACUUUGUGACUGGAACCGCUACAAUAUCAAAUACGCCUUGGCGGUUUCUCAGCAGCGGGGGGUGAAGCGGCCCAACGACGAAGAGUUAGAAGCGCCCGAACCGGGCGGCUUGCGGCCUGGGGACGAGGACGCAGAGGAGGAGGAGGAAAUGUGCAUGUAGCCUCAGAGUUGUGCUCUGUUCCUACGGCGGAAGAAGUGAUUCAUGCAGUGGUAUUCACUGAAUCUACCUGGCCCUCAUAGUGGCUAAUCUGUGUACGAAAGCCGGGGUGAAGGGGAGGUAGAGACGGGGAGGGUGGACGGGCGGGCAGGUUUGGCAGCAGAGUGACUGUCUUCGAGGUGGUCGCUUCCAUCCUGGGCACGCAGGAAACAGUGUGUUUUCCAAACGCAAUCCCUUCUUUGAGCUCAGGGAUACAGAUAGAUGCUCCUCUGGAACGUCCUAAUAGAAACCGGAGGGUGAGAGCGAGAAGCCGGCUCCUGUGGAGAGUUGUGGCAUUCUUUUUUUUAGGCAGGAGAGGGGAGGCAGAGGGCCAACUUGGUGGCUUCUCAGCUUUGUAGCGAGCAAUCUGGUCCGCCCCGGGGGCCCUCCCUGCCGUCAAGUCCCUCCUGCCACUCCUCUGGGAAACGUCAAAGCCGCAGGGAUGUUUGUGGAGUUCCCUGGGACUGGAGAGUUUCCUGGGAACGGCAGGAGAGUAUGGGGCUCGCAGAUGAGCGGAUUGAUGUACUGGGCCCCGCUCUCCGGCUUGGGAUAAGAGGCCUGACCGUGGUGCCCCCCCCUCAGAGUUGGCUUUGCUUUUUCCCAGAGUGGAACUCUUCCUCACAAACCAUCCUGUGUGUUAAAGGGGGAAGGACUCAGGAGACUGAGAAAGGGAAAUAAAAAGCUUUUUCCUCCCUGCCAGAGAA
This is a messenger RNA of Tachyglossus aculeatus (Australian echidna), 3532 nucleotides long. It is a transcript of the gene PWP2, whose product is annotated as PWP2 small subunit processome component. Gene Ontology annotation, biological process: maturation of SSU-rRNA from tricistronic rRNA transcript (SSU-rRNA, 5.8S rRNA, LSU-rRNA); ribosomal small subunit assembly. The transcript is spliced from 21 exons. The coding region runs from base 21 to 2792 and encodes 923 amino acids. NCBI's taxonomy places the organism in Eukaryota, Metazoa, Chordata, Mammalia, Monotremata, Tachyglossidae. Gene Ontology annotation, cellular component: Pwp2p-containing subcomplex of 90S preribosome; small-subunit processome. Gene Ontology annotation, molecular function: protein binding. The record is from RefSeq and is a predicted model, not a curated record.